This is a messenger RNA of Lineus longissimus, 1464 nucleotides long. RefSeq names its product plasminogen-like. The transcript is spliced from 5 exons. The coding region runs from base 1 to 1464 and encodes 487 amino acids. Lineage: Eukaryota; Metazoa; Nemertea; Pilidiophora; Heteronemertea; Lineidae. The record is from RefSeq and is a predicted model, not a curated record.
AUGAGGACGUUCGUUCUGACCAUCCUCGUUGCGCUGACGUGUGUGAUGGCUCGGCGAGGGGAUUCAGCCGUUUCAGAGACUCGUGUGAAUAAAGAAUGCAAAGACUCGCCCAGUGGCAUAGAAUACAGAGGCACUUUGAGUAAAACCCGAGGAGGGUUUACAUGCCAGGCAUGGGCAUCCAACUCCCCGCACACGCAUGAGCUCAUUCCAGACUCCGAGGACGAUAGCGCGGCUUUAAAUCACUGCAGGAAUCCUGAUGGUGGCAAAGAACCGUGGUGUUUCACUGCAGAUCCAAAGAAAACAUAUGAUUACUGUGAUGUUCCUUUUUGUGACCCUGAAGAAAAAGUGUCACUUACUGCAUCUCUUACGGGUGAUAUGAUAAAGAUUCCCAGUAUUGAUGACAAAAAGGUGCCAUUUGAUAUAGAUGAACAAAAGUUUCCAGAUUUGGCCGAUGUUGAUGAAAAUAUACGGACUGAGAAGAACGACGUUCCGUCUGUUAGUGCUGAUGAAAAAAAGGUUCCAUUUGAAGGUGAAGACAAAACGGUUCCCAAUUGGCCAAAUGUUGAUGAAAAAAUGGUUCCAACGCGUACUGAGGACAAAGAAGUUCCGUCUGGUACUGGUGACAAAAAGGUUCCGUCUCAUACUGGUGCUCCUGAAGACAAAAAUGCUCCAUCUGGUAUAAAGGGAACUACCAUCAUUCCAGAUAAAAUCUCAACGAAAGCCAGCGUAAAAAAGAAAGUUUCAACGGCAGUUAAGGGUUUUAAGAUAGGUUCAAAUCGAGGAAGACUUUCUUAUAAAGGCACAGGACACGAAGGCAGCUAUAAACCUUCCAAAAUCUCGAAGGAGAAAGUCCACACGAAGAAGAAAGAUGGCGUUAAAAAACCAAGUGUCGAUGUUGGGGUGAUUCCGGAAUCAAAGCAAGGUGAUUGCAAGUCAACACGAAAAGGUACAGAAUACAGUGGAACAUUGAACAAGACAAGAAGAAACUACACAUGCCAGAUGUGGGCGUCCAAUUCCCCACACGAGGUGAAAUCCAGUCCGAAAAACAAAACAGCUGCUUCCAACUACUGUCGGAAUCCGUCCUCAAGGAAAGGGCCAUGGUGCUACACCACAGAUCCAAAGAAAAAAAAAGAUUUGUGUGAUAUCCCUCUGUGUGUCGGCGCGAGGUCGGGUAGAACGAGAGGUUACAAACUCAAGAAUCAAAUAUGCGGCAAAAGAAGCUACGCACGAGGCACAAAUGUGUCAUUCAGAGACUGCAAAAAGGAAUGCGACAAUGAUAAUAAUUGCAAGUCCUUCUGCUAUACCACUCCCUUCGCGUCGAAACCUCCGAAAUCUGAGUGUCAACUCUUCGAGACGUCUUGCGAAGGUUUUCUGGCGGCACCACGCUGGCCAAAGUCAAUGGGAAUGGAAGAUAUGCUCAUUCCUCAUCACUACAUCAAGAAAACCAAGAAAACCAAGAACUAA